This is a messenger RNA of Mytilus californianus (California mussel), 3100 nucleotides long. RefSeq names its product histone deacetylase 11-like. Bases 27 to 1091 code for a protein of 354 amino acids. The transcript has 11 exons. The record is from RefSeq and is a predicted model, not a curated record. Gene Ontology annotation, molecular function: histone deacetylase activity. NCBI's taxonomy places the organism in Eukaryota, Metazoa, Mollusca, Bivalvia, Mytilida, Mytilidae.
AUUUUUUACUUCCGUAAACAUGCAGAAUGACAACAAACGAAGAUAACAGUAUCCAGGAAGCAAUUUCUACACCUCAAACAACAGAACUGUAUAUUAAGAUUGCAGAUACACAAUGGCCGAUAAUAUAUACAUCUGAAUACAACAUUGGAUUUCUUGGCCUAGAAAAACUUCAUCCAUUUGAUGCUGGGAAAUGGGGAAAGGUGUAUGAAUUCUUAAAAGAGGCUAAAUUGAUUCAAGAGAAGACCAUAGUAAAACCAAAAGAAGCUACACAAACAGAUUUAUUGGUUGUUCAUACUCAACAAUACCUCAAAGAUCUCAAAUGGAGUUUAAAUGUGGCCCAGAUAACAGAGGUGCCACCUGUGGCUUUGUUACCUAAUUUCAUUGUACAACGAAAAGUAUUAAGACCUUUCAGAUAUCACACAGGAGGUACUAUAUUGGCUGGCAAAUUAGCUAUGGAAAGAGGAUGGGCCAUCAAUAUAGGUGGAGGAUUUCAUCAUUGCCAUGCUGAGAAAGGAGGAGGGUUUUGUGCAUAUGCAGACAUAACAUUAUCAUUAAAGUUCUUAUUUGAACGUGUUGAGGGUGUAGCUAAAGCUAUGAUUAUUGACUUAGAUGCACAUCAGGGAAAUGGUCAUGAACGUGAUUUUAUGGAUGAUGAAAAAGUAUACAUAAUGGAUGUUUACAACAGAGGAAUAUAUCCACAGGAUGGAUUUGCCAAAAGAGCUAUUAAAAGAAAAGUAGAGCUUCAACAUUAUACAGAAGACCGUGACUAUUUAGAACUUGUUGAAAGACAUUUAGAAAGAGCUUUAAAUGAGUUUACACCAGAUGUUGUUGUUUAUAAUGCUGGUACUGACAUACUUGAAGGUGAUCCACUUGGUAAUUUAUCGAUAACUGCUCAGGGAAUAAUAGACAGAGAUCAUUUAGUUUUCAGUAAGGUCAGAUCAAGAUGUAUUCCUAUUUUGAUGGUAACCAGUGGAGGUUACCAGAAGACUACAGCUAGAAUAAUUGCUGACUCCAUCCUUAAUUUACAUCGGGAAAAGUUGAUCAAAUGUGAUGGUGCUGAAGCAUUUCAGAAAACCAACUCAAAACGCUGAAGAUAUUCUCUGUGCACAUUUAGGAAAUUUAAUUUAUAAUCAGAUAAAAUUUCCAGUUUACCCAGGAGUCGAAGCGAAGGAUUACUGUCACGUUUACGUAGAACAAUAAUUAGGUCACAGUCCUCACAGGAAGUACAUGAUGUGCACUCAUCUGAAUCAUCUUCUUUAACAUCAGGUCCUGAUGAUCUAGGAGAUUCCAGUUCAUCACUUGACAACAGUGAUUCUUCAUCAUCAAGUGGUAAUGAUAGUGAUAUUGACAGUGAACCUGUACCUGAAUAUACUAGUGUCCAUAAAUGUGAACCUGCACAUGAAAACACUACAGUUAAUAAAUGAAAACAAAUAGUAUUAAUGAUGAUUUUAACACUGAUUUUCAUUGUGAACUUUUACAUAAUUUUAUAUCUAAUGACUAGGAACUCCUUUGACCUUUGGUGAUCUCAUUAUAUCUUUCAGUUUUUCUAUCUUCAUGUCAACCACUUUGAAUCAACAUUUCAGUCUUCGUUUGAUUCAGAUUUUUAACCAAGGGGAUUUAGUGGUAGGCCUGACUAGAAAGUUGAUUCAGUAUCGUCAUAUUCAUAUGAACUUUAGCUGUUCUCCUCUGUGAUAAGGUUUGAAAUUUACUCUUAUCAAUUGUAAAACUAAAAGGUGUACACAAUUUACCAAUAUAUGUAACAGUUUUUUUUUUAACUUGCUAAAGUUCAGUGGUAUACCCUGGACAUUCAGAUUUUCUCUUCUAUAACAACUGACUGUUGUGGAAUUGUAUGAAUAUGUAGGAAAAAAGUAGAACAAAAAUACAAAACUCCAAGUGACAUCAACAAUUUCAACAAAUUUCUGAACCCGACAUGAAAGAUUCAGACAAUAUGAUAAGUAAUUCUGAGACUCAAAAUAAUUAACCUUUGAUGAACAAAGUUUUGAGAAAAUUUGCAUAAUUUUGUUUCAAAAUUUCUUUACCAUUUAAAAAGUUAUUAUACAGUUUUGUACAGUUUAUGGAACAAAUUUGCUAUAGUGUAGAAUUUAUUAGAAAACAUGAAAAUAAAAAUGAUUAGAAUUUAAAGAUUGGAGUAAAAAAUUAAGAGCAAGAAAACUGUCCAUUUUGAAAGUAGUGAUCUGGGUUUUAUUAUUCACUAUGAUGUUUUUGAACAUAGUUUAAAUGAUGCUGCUGAGUUUGAUUACAUAAAACUGCAUAUUCAUCUCAUAACAGUUUCUGUGAUUUAUCAGUAUUAUAUAUGAAUGUAAAUGAAUAAAAAUAAGACUAAUCAAAAGUUGUAAAUCCCUGCCACCAUUGUGAUAUGAUUACAUAAGAUCCUUUAAAAUUGUAAAUUUCAUCUAUUACAACAAUUUUGAAUACUUUGUUGAUUAUUAUAUUUACCUUUCAACCCUUUUAUCUUAUCCCUAUGGUGUUGUCUUUGGAUUUUCUCUUUGUCUUCUGUUCUUUUUACAUCAUAGAUCAGAUUAUUGGUCAUCAUGAUAUUUGCUAAAUUUAAUAUGGCGUUCAUUCAUGCAUUGAAAUCCACCCUGUACUUAAAGUUUUUUUAAUAAUUCAGUAUUUGCAGAAUUUCCAAUCAAAAUAAUUUUACCUGAAUUACACAUUUAAUCAGGGGAAAGGCACAUGAUGAAAAUCAGUGAUAGUGUGUAUCAAUGUUUGUAUAGUUGUAUUGUUUUGUUUUUUUAUUAGUUCCACCUUACAUGUAUGUACAUUGUAAUGUAAACUAUUUAUAACUUUUAUUUUAUGUACACACUUAUACACUAUUUAUUGGUCUUAAAAAAAUGUAGUUAAUCAUUGUUUAAUGGGCAUUGAGACACCAUGAUUGAAGGGUUUCAAGCGACAUAUUGUAAUUUUAAAGGGCUUCGAGACACCAUAAAAAUGUAUUUAGGGUUUCGAGCACAAAAUAAAGCUAAACUUUUUUAUGGUGUCUCGAAGCCCUUUAAAAUUACAAUUAAUUAAUUUGAGACGAUAUAUUUGAUAUAUUACUGUUAAACCUGGAAUAAGCACAAGUGUUUGGGGGGGGGGG